Messenger RNA from Hippoglossus stenolepis (Pacific halibut), 2360 nucleotides. It is a transcript of the gene ptp4a1, whose product is annotated as protein tyrosine phosphatase 4A1. Gene Ontology annotation, cellular component: nucleus. Gene Ontology annotation, molecular function: protein tyrosine phosphatase activity. NCBI's taxonomy places the organism in Eukaryota, Metazoa, Chordata, Actinopteri, Pleuronectiformes, Pleuronectidae. The transcript is spliced from 6 exons. The record is from RefSeq and is a predicted model, not a curated record. The coding region runs from base 767 to 1288 and encodes 173 amino acids. Gene Ontology annotation, biological process: protein dephosphorylation.
UUUUAUUUUGAAAAGCGGAAGUCGGUGUCGGGGAGAAAUCCGGAGAUCACCGGGAGACUUCGGCUCCGCUCGGGGAAUCAUCACCGGACCGUGCGGUGGAGAAGCGUCCGUUAAUUCUACCGGUUUCUGGGGAGCGGCUGAAUGAUUGAGCUACAAUCUUCAAUGAGUAAACACACCCCACAGUUCCGUGGUGUUCUGGGUCACACAUUUAUGGAGUUUCUGAAGGGCAGUGGGGACUACUGCCAGGCUCAGCACGCUGCCUAUGCAGACGAGUGAACAGCCAAACUCGCCAAUCGAUCCGAAGCACUUGAGCCACAGGAGGGACCCCCGGAACGUUGGCAGGACCGGGACGCCUCCCAGAACCAGCGACAACUCGGCCUGGAUGGGGUAACUCCACCCGCUGCACACUGCCCUCGUCGGCCAGAAUCAAGGUGGAACCAGCCUUGUUUUUUUAUUUUUCUUCCUUUUCUUUAGUUCUAUCCCAAAGAAGAGGGUUUUGAGUUACUUUUCUGAUUGUCCACCCCUUUCGGCCGCCAACUCCCCAAAUUUACCCGUCGCAGCCUUUGUUCGUUUUCUUUUUUUUCCAGCCUUGCCAACCUCGAAGACGACCAGAGGUAAUUUUUUUUGUUUCUGGAAGCUCGUUGGACAUUUUGCGUUUUUUUGACAUUCCCGUCCGAAUUCAACUAAGUGUUUACGUCGGUGUUUUCACUCCGUGGAAGACGUUUGGGUUUGGUCAUUUUUUUUGUUUUUCUUCACCGUUGUCACGAUGGCUCGCAUGAACAGACCUGCCCCUGUGGAGAUCACGUACAAAAACAUGAGGUUCCUCAUCACCCACAAUCCCACCAACGCCACCCUGAACAAGUUCAUCGAGGAGCUGAAGAAAUAUGGAGUCACCACUGUCGUGAGAGUUUGUGAGGCCACCUAUGACGCCACCCUGGUGGUGAAAGAGGGAAUCCAGGUGCUGGAUUGGCCGUUCGAUGACGGAGCUCCUCCCUCCAACCAGAUCGUGGACGAUUGGCUGAACCUGCUGAAGCUGAAGUUCCGGGAGGAGCCAGGCUGCUGCGUCGCUGUCCACUGUGUGGCAGGACUGGGGAGAGCUCCGGUUCUGGUCGCACUCGCCUUGAUUGAAUGUGGGAUGAAAUAUGAAGAUGCUGUCCAGUUCAUUCGACAGAAGCGUCGAGGAGCGUUCAACAGCAAGCAGCUGUUCUAUCUGGAGAAAUAUCGUCCAAAGAUGCGCCUGCGCUUCAAAGAUUCCAACGGCCAUCGCAAUAACUGCUGCAUCCAGUAGAGCCAAACCCCCGAGCCACGCCCACACCGCCCACCACCACCCUGCGGAAGAGCUCAGUUCGACCUUGCUAGCUUCUUCCCUGGCCGGCUUGUUUCCUUAGUCAUUGUGUUGAAGUCGUUUUAUUUGGAAAACCAUGUGCGGUAGUUAAACUGUCCCCCCCUUCAGGCUCCAAACUAGUGUCAGAAAAAGACAAAUCCAGAGUUGUGUGAACCGGGUGUUUCCUAUUCUUAUGCCCAUUAAAACAAAAAAAAAAACAAAGCAAGGGCAGCGCUGAGUCGUGUAUCAUUGUAAAAUGUUGGAUUAAUUGUUUCUUCUGCAAACGCAACUCAAAGAUUUUGAUUGGCCGGUGCGUUUACGUCGCCUGAGAUUGUGCUAGAAGAUAAGAAGAUGAAUUCAUUUCCUGUGAGCAGUUAUGUCCGCCCCCUCCCUCCACUUCAGUUUUAGGAUUCUGUUUUCCAGGCUGACUAGACAGAGGUAUGCCUUCCUUGAAAUCAGAUGGUUCAUCCAUAAAUGCCUUACAAUCAAAGUGGAACAAAGGCAAUCGAGGCAGAUUCGUCUCCCGCUGGCAUUUGGAAAUGGUUUCAUUUUUCUACUCGGAACAAAAAAAAAAAAAAGAAAUAGUUGCCUUUGUCUUGUGCAGGAAGUCUUACACACACUUAUGCCCUUUCAGCGACUAUUUUUUAAUAUAAAAAUGCUUAAUUGUUGCAAUAUUUGUCAACUGAAAGUCUAGGAACUUCGUCUUUUUUCUUUUCUCUAUCAAACCAUCUGUUUACUAAUUAACUGCCAUGUCCAAAAUGUGAUUUUUCUCUUAUUUUUCAGUUUAUUUUUGUUUUUUUCCGCUUCAAACUGGACUUCCAACGUCUGCGAUAUUUUGUACGCCUUUUUAUUUGAUGUCCGUAACUUAAGACUUGGAUACUUGAUGAUUUUAUGUAUUUGAAAAAUGUGUACUAUUAUUAUUAGGUUGGCUAUUUAUACUAUCAAUGGAUGUGUGAUUUAGUACCGUGAGCGACAAAGUUGUACCUGUUCACCAACUUGUGAGAGUACAUUAAAUGAUACACUGAAAAACAACAAA